Struthio camelus australis is the source of this 1016-nucleotide messenger RNA. Lineage: Eukaryota; Metazoa; Chordata; Aves; Struthioniformes; Struthionidae. The record is from RefSeq and is a predicted model, not a curated record.
AUGCGUCUGGGUGGUUUACGUUUAGGAAAACCUAACAACAAGAAGUACAGCUUGGAGGAGUAUUACCACAGGCUGCAGAUCUUCGUCAGCAAUAAAAGGCAAAUCGAUAAACACAAUGCUGAGAAUCACACGUUUGAAAUGAGCCUGAACCAGUUUUCGGAUAUGACGUUCACAGAAUUUAAAAAAAUGUAUCUGUGGAGCGAACCUCAGUGCUGCUCAGCCACAAAGGGGAACUUCCUGCGCAGCUCUGGGCCGUAUCCUGACUCUAUUGACUGGAGGAAGAAGGGAAAUUAUGUGACUCCUGUGAAAAACCAGGGCCCCUGUGGGAGCUGCUGGACCUUUUCUACCACGGGGUGUCUGGAGUCUGCUAUUGCUAUAGCUACAGGAAAGCUCCUCUCUCUGGCGGAACAGCAAUUAGUUGAUUGUGCCCAGGCAUUUAACAACCACGGCUGCAGUGGGGGCCUGCCAAGCCAAGCCUUUGAAUACAUAUUGUAUAACAAAGGGCUCAUGGGGGAGGACACCUACCCAUACCGGGCUGAGAACGGCACGUGCAAGUUCCAGCCGGACAAGGCUAUUGCUUUUGUCAAAGAAGUUGUCAAUAUCACAGAGUAUGAUGAGGCUGGCAUGGUUGAAGCAGUGGGGAAGCACAACCCAGUGAGCUUUGCAUUUGAGGUGACGGGUGACUUCAUGCACUACAGAAGAGGAGUCUAUUCAAACCCAAAAUGUGAGCACACUCCUGACAAGGUGAACCACGCUGUCCUAGCUGUGGGGUAUGGAGAAGAAAAUGGGACUCCUUACUGGAUUGUUAAGAACUCUUGGGGCCGACUAUGGGGCAUGGAGGGGUACUUCCUUAUUGAACGUGGCAAGAAUAUGUGUGGUCUUGCCGCUUGUGCCUCUUAUCCAGUUCCUCAGGUGUAAGAGAGGAGCACAAGCUGGGGAAAGUGGCCACAGAAAAGGGAACGAUUCAUCGUAUAAGAAUUUCUAAAUGCUAAAAUAAAUGAAGUGAGAAAAAACAA